This is a messenger RNA of Prunus armeniaca (apricot), 918 nucleotides long. The record is from the annotation of a GenBank genome assembly. Lineage: Eukaryota; Viridiplantae; Streptophyta; Magnoliopsida; Rosales; Rosaceae.
AUGGCUUUUGAAAUUAAGCAUAAUAGUGGACAAAAGGAAGUGCAGAAAUGUGCCAUCUCACUUCUUGAAGAUGAGAAGCUCGUCCCAGAUCAUCAAGUUGCUGGCCACCAAGCCGGUGAUGGGAAGCUUGGCCCUCUUAUAGAUGAUUCAGGGCACUUUUACAAGCCUCUUCAGAAUGAUGGGCGUGGAUCCCAUGAGCUAGCAUUCUAUACAUCAUUUUCUACUGAUACGAGGAUUCCAGACCACAUCCGCAAGUUCUUCCCUGUCUUUUAUGGCACUCGGCAUUUAGAGGCGUCUGAUGGUUCUGGCUUGUAUCCUCACCUUGCAUUGGAAGAUACUGUCUCAAGUAGAAUCAAUCCAUCUGUAUUGGACGCAAAAAUUGGUUCCAGAACAUGGUACCCGCAAGCUGCUGAAGAUUAUAUCAUAAAGUGUCUUAAGAAAGAUAGAGAGACCACGAGCCUGGAGCUGGGGUUCAGGGUAUCUGGACUUCGGGUUUAUGGAAACAAAGAAACUGGAUUUUGGAAGCCUGAUAAGAAGUGUGUUCUGAACUUUAGCAUUGAGGAUACUAGGUUAGCUCUGAGGAAAUUUGUGUCUUCUAACCCAUCUACAGAUUCAGAUAUCAAACCAGAUUGUUCUUUUGCAUCGGCUGUCUAUGGUGGUCCUGCUGGGAUAUUGGCACAAUUGUUGAAACUGAAGUCAUGGUUUGAGGAGCAGACCAUUUUCCAUUUCUAUUCUUGUUCAGUGCUGAUGGUGUAUGAGAAGGAGUCAAUACUGCAAGGGAGGAAUUCAGGUGCUGAAAUUAAACUCGUCGAUUUCGCGCAUGUCAUCGAAGGCAAAGGUGUUAUUGACCAUAAUUUUUUGGGUGGGCUCUGCUCCUUGAUAAAAUUGAUCUCAGAUAUUGUCACCAGUAGUGCCUGA